Messenger RNA from Galendromus occidentalis (western predatory mite), 5067 nucleotides. RefSeq names its product protein tyrosine phosphatase Meg (gene Ptpmeg). The record is from RefSeq and is a predicted model, not a curated record. Gene Ontology annotation, biological process: protein dephosphorylation. The transcript is spliced from 14 exons. Gene Ontology annotation, molecular function: protein tyrosine phosphatase activity; protein binding. The coding region runs from base 1 to 4299 and encodes 1432 amino acids. Gene Ontology annotation, cellular component: cytoskeleton. Lineage: Eukaryota; Metazoa; Arthropoda; Arachnida; Mesostigmata; Phytoseiidae.
AUGGCGCACCGUACCGGGGGUCUCUUUAGGGAACUCCGCGGCACGUUGCGUCUGCCUCAAAGUCAGACUAGUUAUCACGUGUCGCAGUCCGAGCAACUGCAUUCGACCCACGAGCAGCAGUUGACGAUACCUUUGGACGGUGCCAGUCAGCAGAAUGGCUGUGCCAAGAGCAAACAACGCAACGGAAUUUCCUCAAAGCUGCGUUCGGGACUCAGCCUGCGAGGCUCGAAAAACCAGAAUCCUCCCAGUGUUUCGGCCGAUGCUCGAAACAAUGUUAAGUGUGUCAUACUCAUGUUGGACGAUAGCAAGCAUCCGUUUGAGGUCCACAAACACGCCAAAGGCAGCGUACUGGUGGACAUGGUCUUCGAAUCCCUGGGCUGUCCUCCAGUAGAGCGGGACUAUUUCGGUCUUCAAUUCGCUGAGAGGACCGAGGACGCUGAUGGGAUGCGAUGGCUGGAUCCGAGCAAAGCGAUCAAGAAACAGUUCAAGCUCAAUCCUCCAUACCUGUUCUAUUUUCGGGUGAAAUUCUACGUGGCCGACCCGUGUGCGCUCCAAGAGGAGACGAGUCGAUUCCACUUCUUCCUACAGAUACAGAAAGACAUACUCGAAGGCCGACUCGUCGUUCCGCAGCCGACGGCGAUCCUGCUGGCCAGCUAUGCGGUGCAGUCUGAUCUGGGAGACUUCAACCCAGACGAGCACUUGCACGGUUAUCUGGCAGAUUUGCGGCUAGUGCCCAAUCAGACGGAAGACGUCGAAGCGAAGAUCGCUGAGCUGCAUCGGAUGCAUCGUGGUCAGUAUCCAUCCGAAGCAGAAUACAACUAUCUAGCUCACGCCAAACGACUUGACAUGUACGGCGUGGACCUGCAUCGUGCGAGGGUAAGCCCAUUGCUACUGCGGAAACACCUCCCAACCUCGCUAGGAGCCGAAUCACAAACGUCGCGGGCGAGCGUUAACAAUAAUAAUAACCAUUCGAAUCAUCAUCAUCACCACGCAUAUGCUAACCACCAACAACGACACCAACAACGACAACAACAACAACAACACAACCACGAUCAGAGCCAACCGGCGAAUCAUCGACACUCUCAUCCGAUACCGAGCAACGUUGAGCAGCACCAAGAUGCGCCUCGACGUCACACCCUCACGCGGGGCGCGGUUCUGUUGAGCGGGCAUUCGAUUCGAAAAAGCAUACGCCGCUUGCCUCGAAUGGUUGCUCAACUCACGACGGGUGGCCGUAUGGGCGCAUAUGGUGCAUCGAUGAACGCUUCGGACGAGUUUAUCGUCUCCAAAGGCGUUUGCUCGGACGCUUCUGGAGGGAAACAGUCCGAUCAGCCAAGGAGAGAAGAGGGCGAUUCCGGAAUCAAAGAUCUCGUCGAAGGUUUCGGCAACGGAGUUUCUGCCAGUGAACUGCUUAUCCCGCUCUGCAUGGAUUCGAAACAAGCGGAGAUCCAGCUCGGGGUGACUGCGCAGGGUCUAGUCGUUUUCCAGAAUAACAUCAAGAUGAACACGUUCUCCUGGGCAAAAAUCAUCAAGAUCUCGUUCAAGAAAAAACAAUUCUUCAUUCAACUGAGACGAGAAGGCGAGGAGGAAUUCGACUCUUUGCUGGGUUUCAACAUGCAGUCGUAUCGAUCGUGCAAGAACCUCUGGCAGUCAUGCGUUGAGCACCACGCUUUUUUCCGUCUACAAUCGACCAGCCGUAUCUUGCCCUCUCGAAAGCUCUUCCACGGUGGACUUUUCCAUCUGGGGAGCAAAUUCCGGUACUCAGGAAGAAGUGCUUUUGAGACGAUGCAAGAAGCCGAGCUCAGACAGCGCGAAAAGUUGGAUAAUUUGGCGAACAGUGCAGGAGGCGACGACCUCAGCGCUGCAACCGGAGCAACCGGCGCCGAAACGUGGAGGGACUUACGAAAGUCCCCAAACUACCAAGGCCCCUCUACCCUCCAAGCUCACUCCCACCAAUCAGGCGGAACUUCCAAGAUUCAAUUGGACCAGCAGCAGCAGCAGCAACAGACGAGUCGAGAAGCCAGUCCGCGUCGGGCAGCCAAUGGACAUUGCACUCCGUCGCACGUUCGGAGUCAUUCGCAGCCUCACAAGACACCACUCACGCCCUCACGUUCACACCCACCGCACGCAACUCAUCUGCCGCAACAACAGCCACUUGUGAAAGGGAGGGGGGCCUAUAUGUGUACCACGGGAGUUCCUAUCCAAACACCCCACUCAGGGGGGGCAGCAGUGGCACAGGCGCCAACGACGGCUUCCGCCAUGCAGCUGCAAUCCCACCACGUCAGUUACGCCGGUGCUUCGGCAGGAGUGCAGCAAGUUCAUCCGCGGCCUUCGCAAGUUCAAGAUGACGCUCGUUUGAAUCUCACCCCAAGGAAAGCUUGGACUGAGAGUCCCACUCAGUCGCAGGUAUGCACUGGGGAACUCAAUAGGUCACAGCAACUAAUCAACAACAAGUGCCAAAACUCAAGUGCGACAGGUGAAGAGAGCCUUCUGGAAAGUAUAAUGAAAAGCACAGGAUUCGCUCCGCAAGCUGUCCGAGGCGAACCGGUUCGAGGCCUGCGCUAUGCCGACGAAGAGGACUUUGACGAACCACUUAAGGACAACAGGGCAGCGACCACAAGUCCGGCUACGGAACAGAUUUGCACAACCAGCAAUGUGGUUUCCAUGGAUGGCCAGCUGCAGGCUUACAGCGAUGUGGGUCUGGGAGGUCUGGGAGGGGUCGGCACAGCGCAGUUGGACAAGGAUUCACUGAACAACAACACGAACAAUAUCAACAACAACUCAGUUAGCCAAAACAAUAAGGCCCACAAAGAGGUGCAUUCUCCGACGUCCACGGUUUCCUAUCUCAGUUCGCCUUCGACCGAUUCCGUAGGUUCAGCAUCGCUCAUCAGAAUCAAAUUAAAAGCCGAUGCACAGGGCAGGUUCGGAUUCAACGUCAAAGGCGGUCUGGAUCAAAACAACAGUCCCAUCGUGGUGUCGAAAGUCGUCCCAAAAACACCCGCGGACUCGACCGCACCGCGUCUCGAGGAAGGCGAUGAAGUAGUGGCCAUAAACGGUCACGAGGUUCGGGGUCUCACCCACGAGCAGGUCGUGAAACUCAUCCGGAGUUGGGUCGAGGACACCAGCCCUUGCAACACAACCGGCGGUGGAAGAUCGGGAGCUUCGCCAAAUACCGCGACGCCUCUGACAGCCGCCGACAAGGAAACAUCCGGUGUGCUGAGAGACAGUGUCGAGAGACCGCAGCGGAAAAAAGAAAAGAAGUCGACCGGAGUUUUUGGGGAGAUCGUGUUGACCGUUCGUCCACAAGCUUUCCUCUUCCGGAAAGGAGCCGAAACAGAUCUCGAGUCAGAGCCGGACUUUCAGUACAUUCCGCUGUCAUCUGAUGAUCUCGAAUCUCCGCGAGUAGCUUCGGCGGCUAGCAAGCCGCUCCAGGAGUCCAUGCUGCUCCUGAAGGAGAGCUUACACAGCGGGGCUCUCGUAGCUCAAUUCGAGCAGCUAUAUCGGAAAAAACCCGGGAUGUUGUGUGAAAUGAGCAAAUUAGCGAAGAACGCUGCUCUGAACCGAUACAAAGAUAUUUCUCCAUAUGACAAGACCCGUGUGGUCCUCACAGCGGACUCUCCCAACGGGAACGAUUAUAUCAACGCUAGCUAUGUUAUUAUGAAAGUUCCGAGCUCCGGCAUCGUCAAUCGCUACAUCGCAACGCAGGGUCCCCUCCAGAACACGACAUUAGAUUUCUGGCAGAUGGUGUGGGAGCAGCAGAGUACAUUGGUCGUUAUGCUGACCACUCUGAUCGAGAAAGCGAGACUGAAGUGCUACAAAUACUGGCCGAACCUGUACGAAACUCAAACGUUCGGACGACUGCAGGUUUCCUGCGUCGCCGAGCAGGAGACGAGCAGUUUCGCGUUCCGGGAAUUCUCACUCAUCAACGCGGACAACAACGAGGAGCGACAUAUCAGCCACAUGCAGUACCUUGCCUGGCCCGAUCACGGUGUUCCGGACGACGCCACGGACUUUCUCGAGUUCAUCGCCAAGGUCCGCAGCAAUCGGGACGCUAUGGUCGAGCCCACUAUCGUCCACUGCAGCGCCGGCAUAGGACGAACCGGAGUUCUGAUUCUUAUGGAAACCGCCAUGUGCCUGAUCGAAGCGAACGAGCCUGUGUAUCCCGUCGAAAUCACGAGAACCAUGAGGGACCAGAGAGCGAUGCUCAUCCAGACCGCUAGUCAAUACAAGUUCGUUUGCGAGGCGAUCCUGAAAGUGUACAGAGAGGGCAUCGUGAAACCGCUGCCCGAGUACCAGAGGUGAAACUGACGACGAUCUUAGCUGAGAGAUGGCAAACUUGCGAGCGAACCACACGGCGACUUGGACGUCACGGAUGUCGCCGACUGGAAUCAAAACUUCAUCUAGUCUUUCAAGUUGACCUACCAGGCGCGCACAACUCUGCUCAGCCCCGCUCCGAUCAGUGGCGAGCAGCGCGUCUUCAGAUGUCACACGAGCACCAGUUUUGUCCAACUUUGUGUCCGAUCUCGAUCAGGGUGUGGCACCGUACUUUAAAUAUAUCUUCUAGCCUAGCUUUUAACUUGUACUCAGAGGGUCCUGAAUAAUUUCUCACAUGAGCGGAAUCCAGGUCUCUUGAAGCAAAUGCCAUGAAUCGAUCUGGAACAGACUACCCCGUGGAUGAUUUAUUGGUUAUUAUCUCUCUGGUGGUUCCUAGCCGUGGAGCGACGCGGUUUUUUUUAUCGCUUUGAGUUUCUCAUCUUCAAAAUAUACAGUAGUCACGUCACUUUAUUCCGAUAGAGCGCGCGCCACAAUAUUGAAUAUGUUCAGCUUCGUAGAGAGAAAUUGGGGAGAGGACGGAACAAUAGAGAAUAUCGCUUGAGCGAAUGCGAGGGCGGCACGCAUGCUACUAAAUUGAUUUGGCGCCUCCCGUUGUAUAGAACAAAUCUCGCGUAGAACAAAACGAAUUCGGAGGUUUCUUGAGAGAGCCGUCACCGAGGGGGAGUCUUCAUACCCUGGCUGCUAACUCUGCUCCUAAGCCGGGUGCAAUGCUCUGUGUUCCUAGAUACACUUACG